CUUUUAGCGCCGUAAUGAUGUAAUUGCUCGUCGUGGUGCCGUGCGUAGGCUAGCUGCUCAGCGUCGUGCCCGUCUUGAAGCCUCCUUAGAAUACCAGACGAUGAAACGUGACGCCGAAGAGAUGAUUUCGUGGAUCCAUGAGAAGAAGAAGUUGGCCAACGAUGACUCGCAUAGAGACCUGACUUCUAUUGCUAACAAAUUGCUAAAGCAUGAAGCAUUCGAAGCAGAAGUUGGAGCAAAUGCUCCUCGGGUUGUGCAGAUCAACAGGCUUGGAACUGCACUUAUUGCCCAAAAGCAUUAUGAGUCACCUAAUGUUGAACGUCUUCUGAAACGACUCAAUACCGAAUGGGCAGAACUUCGUGAUGCAGUCAACCGUAAAGGCGAGAAACUGCGUCAAGCUUCUGAUCAGAAGGGUCUCAACCGCAUUCUUGAAGAUGCACAUGCGAAACUAGAUGAACUUGAAACAGUUUUGAAAUCUGAUGAGCUUGGAUCUGAUCUUAGAGCUGUGAAAGAUUUAAUCCAGAAGCAUUCCGUACUUGAGCAGGAAAUGGGAAUUUAUGAAAACAAGCUGACAGAUAUCUACAAUCGCGGACGGAAGAUGGCUGAACAGGGUCAUUUCGACGCGGAUAGGAUAAACUACACUGUAGCAGCUCUCUUGAAG
Messenger RNA from Strongylus vulgaris, 661 nucleotides. NCBI's taxonomy places the organism in Eukaryota, Metazoa, Nematoda, Chromadorea, Rhabditida, Strongylidae. The record is from the annotation of a GenBank genome assembly.